AUGACUAGCGACAACACCGAGAAGCAGACCUCAGCGGAAGAGGUCGAGGCGCAGCCCGGUCCUGUUUACGAUGUCGGCAAGAAUGUCGAUUACGAUAGAGCGGGCGCUAUUGAGGCCGAGCAGGUCGAACAUAAUAUGACUGUGCUUCAGGCUGUCAAGGCCUAUCCCGCUGCCAGUUGGUGGGCAUUCGUUAUGUCAUGCACCAUUAUCAUGGAGUCAUACUGUGUAUUCCUAAUGGGACAGUUCAUUGCCACAAAACGAUUCGCCCAGGACUUUGGUGUCAAGAGCGAUGUAACCGGCGAGUGGAUUAUCGAAGCUUCAUGGCAGUCAGCAUUCCAGUGCAGCGGUCCCCUUGGUGCCUUCAUCGGUGUAUUUGUUGCAGGUCCCAUUACCAGUUGGAUUGGAUAUCGAUGGGCAACCAUUGGCGGCCUCAUGGCUUUGAACGCAUUCAUCUUCAUCUUCUACUUCGGCAACAGUCAGGGCAUGUUUUUCGCAUCCCAGAUCCUAGAAGGCAUUCCCUGGGGAAUCUUCGUGGCUAAUGCCCCGGCGUAUUGUGCUGAGAUUGUGCCAUUGAGAUUGAGAGCUCCAGCAACGCAGAUGUUGCAGAUGUUUUGGGCAAUUGGAUCGAUCAUUGUCGGUGGUAUCACAUACCACUAUCAAACCAAGGAUGACCCGUCAGCAUACAGAGUUCCUAUUGCGCUGCAGUGGAUGUUCCCUACUCCCCUCGCUAUCCUACUUUUCCUUGCGCCUGAGUCGCCCUGGUGGCUCGUGCGAAAGGGCCGUCUGGCCGAGGCAGAGAAGGCAGUGCGACGUCUUGGACGCGCCAGUGCAAAUGAUAAUCCCGCCGAUGCAGUUGCAAUGAUGCGUCGCACGAUCGAACUCGAGAAGACUGAGAAGAAGCCCAAUCUCAUUGAACUGUGGAAAGGCACCGAUCGCUACCGCACAUUGAUUGUUUGCGGUGUGUACGCAUCUCAGAAUUUGACUGGCAAUUUGAUUGCGAACCAGGCCGUGUACUUUUUCAAACAGGCCGGCAUGGCUGAAAACACCGCAUUCGCACUUGGUCUCAUCACUUCUGCCCUCCAGUGGAUCAUGGUCAUGCUCUCUUGGAUUCUCACCACAUACCUCGGCCGACGUACCAUCUAUGUCUACGGUCAACUCAUCAACUGUGUAUUCUUGGUUGCACUCGGUAUUGCGGCUUCAGUUGGCCAUAGUAACGCGGCUAGCAAUGCGCAAGCAUCACUUGGCUUGAUUGUUUCGGUCCUGUUCUGCUUGGGACCCGCCCCUGCUUCAUGGGUCAUCAUCGGCGAGACACCCUCCGUUCGUCUCAGGCCACUGACAACCGGUAUUGGACGAGGUGCCUACUACGUGGUCAAUAUUCCUUGCAUCUUCCUCAGCAGCUACAUGCUCAACUCUGAUAAGUGGAACCUGGGUGGCAAGAGCGGCUACGUCUGGGCUGGUACCGCCUUCAUCUGCACUGCCAUGUCUUACAUCUGGAUUCCCGAGAUGAAGGACAGGUCCUUCCGUGAGAUCGACAUCUUGUUCAAUCGUAAGGUGUCUGCUCGCAAGUGGAAGGAGACCGUUGUCGAUAUGCAGGAUGACGAGUAG
Molecule: messenger RNA, 1605 nt
Organism: Penicillium subrubescens
Lineage: Eukaryota; Fungi; Ascomycota; Eurotiomycetes; Eurotiales; Aspergillaceae
Product: putative MFS maltose transporter
Exons: 4
Coding region: 1-1605 (534 amino acids)
Biological process (GO): transmembrane transport; carbohydrate transport
Cellular component (GO): membrane
Molecular function (GO): carbohydrate:proton symporter activity
Source: RefSeq, a predicted model, not a curated record